Messenger RNA from Scophthalmus maximus (turbot), 1268 nucleotides. It is a transcript of the gene cldn1, whose product is annotated as claudin 1. The transcript is spliced from 4 exons. Gene Ontology annotation, biological process: cell adhesion; bicellular tight junction assembly. The record is from RefSeq and is a predicted model, not a curated record. Gene Ontology annotation, cellular component: plasma membrane; bicellular tight junction. Lineage: Eukaryota; Metazoa; Chordata; Actinopteri; Pleuronectiformes; Scophthalmidae. Bases 170 to 805 code for a protein of 211 amino acids. Gene Ontology annotation, molecular function: structural molecule activity.
AUCAGGAUGCACAGGUAGACACCAUUGUCCAGGAUCACAUCUACCACUCAAAACCACCGGGAUCUGCUUCAAGGGAGUUUUGCAAUUUUGUCUGUCUCCACAUAACUACAGGAAAUUUUCCUUUUUCCUUUUUUUCCCGCCACACUUUUUCCAUUUCUGAAGUUAAACGAUGGCCAACGCAGGAAUACAGCUCCUGGGCUUCACACUGGCUUUCCUGGGCUUCAUUGGCUCGAUAGCGUCCACAGGCAUGGUGGAGUGGAAAGCUUCGUCCUACGCGGGAGACAACAUCAUCACAGCCCAGGCGCUGUACGAGGGACUGUGGAAGUCCUGUGCAUAUCAGAGCACGGGUCAGAUGCAGUGUAAAGAAUAUGACUCACUUCUCCAGCUGCCAGGGAUUGUACUGGGCACGAGGGGGCUGAUGCUGAGCUCCAUCGUCUUGUGCCUCAUCGCCAUCUUGGUGGCGACGGUGGGCAUGAAGUGCACCACCUGUAUGGGAGAACAACCGGAGCAGAAGGACAAGGUGGCGCUGGCUGGAGGGGUCAUCUUCAUCAUUGCCGGUCUCCUUGCUCUGGUGGGGACGUCCUGGUACGGCCACAGAAUAGCACAGGACUUUUACAACCCGUUCACUCCCACUAAUUCAAGGUAUGAAUUUGGAAGUGCUCUGUUUGUUGGAUGGGGCGCUGCAUGUCUCACCAUUGUAGGAGGGGGCUUCCUCUGCUGCAGCUGCCCCACCAAAGACUCAGGGAAAUCUCCGCGCUACCCACCGACCCACUCUGCCGGCCAGACGGGCCGGGACUACGUCUAGAGGGACCAUCAGUCCUUCCAGCUUCUGCUCAUGCAAGAGUGUUACGCAGCAUGUGUAUUUGCAGGUGUUGUAAUUGGUGUACAUGUUUAUGGUUGUUGGGGGAAAAAAAUGUGUUGGACCAUAUGACAAACUGCAUAUAGUGAUAUAUGGAAACAUUUUGUGAUAAAAGAAAUGUUUGGACACUGGACCUUCACAUAUGAACAAUGGAUCAGCAGAUGACAGCAGCAGUAAAUUAGAAAUAGCAAAUGUUACUUGAAAUUGAACGUUUUAAACUCAAGUACAACAAAAUGUAUUAGAAUGUAUUUGAAGUAUUUAACAACAUAAUUAUUUUUGGAAUUUAAAGUUUUGAAAGUCUUCACAGCUAAUACCCAUUUUAUUUUUUGUACUAUCUUUUGUUACUUUGCUUUGUUUGGAGGCUUCGUUAUUAUUUAAUCACAUGUAAAAUAAAAUACUUGUUACACUC